Messenger RNA from Eriocheir sinensis (Chinese mitten crab), 2291 nucleotides. Its product is annotated as prolactin regulatory element-binding protein-like. NCBI's taxonomy places the organism in Eukaryota, Metazoa, Arthropoda, Malacostraca, Decapoda, Varunidae. Bases 124 to 1497 code for a protein of 457 amino acids. The record is from RefSeq and is a predicted model, not a curated record. Gene Ontology annotation, cellular component: endoplasmic reticulum membrane. Gene Ontology annotation, biological process: protein secretion. Gene Ontology annotation, molecular function: GTPase activator activity; guanyl-nucleotide exchange factor activity; protein binding. The transcript is spliced from 8 exons.
ACACGACCCGGAGCCGCGGCGGUGACGUGUGUGUCAACACGACUGACAGCUGGCAGGCCUCGGCGUGACGGGCACCGCUCCCAUGGCCUAACCACUCCCCUCAGAUACUGAAGAAGAUUCAACAUGUCCAGCCAGAAGAAAUGUGAGACCGUGGCCAGUCUGAACUACCCCAGCUACGCCGUGACAGCCGUGGGCGGCCGGCAUGUGGUGGUGGGCGGCGGCGGCGGCUCGGCCAAGACGGGCAUCAAGAACCAGUUCGAUGUAUUUGAACUGUACCACAAUGGAAACCAGACUGUCGGGGAGCGAGUUCUUUCGUAUGAUGUUGGGGAUGACUGCAUCACCAACAUGGUGGCUUGGCCAGGGGCCAUCACAGCAGCCACCACUAUCAAGACAGCACCCAUCAUCACCCUUGCUGUGGGUCAGGAGGAGAAGUGUGUCAUCAUGAAGCUGAAGCCAACACUCAAGGCAGUGAAAAAGGAGGAAGUCUCUCUACAGCAGUCAGUGAAAGGAAAAGAGAAAGGUCAUGCAACAGGCCUUUUAAGAAAAAGAAGAAUAAGUGAAAAGAGUGCAGAGGAAGGGUCAACAGAAAAAGAAGACAUAAGAGAAGAAAAAAAGAGGCGGCGGUCCAUCAACACAACCCUUCGAGGCACCAAGUACUUUACAUUUGACGUAGACAAAAUCAGCUCCAUAGAUACAGUUUUCAAAAAGAAAACAGAAGAUGAAGUAUAUCAGAAAUGUUGUGGAGUAUCUCCUGACUACAAGUUUUUGGUGACGGGUGGAACUGAUGGCUACCUAAGAGUCUGGAGUCUACCAGAAAUGAAGAAGGAAAGAGAGAUAAAGGCUCAUGACAAGGAAGUUGAUGCCCUUGACAUCAAACCAGACUGUAAACAGAUUGUCUCUGUGUGUAAGCCUGCUUAUGAGUGUUGUGUAUGGAGCCUCAAGGAUGGAAGCAAAAUAACACAUGUGGUGCUGCAGACCAAUGGAGUCAAGUACAAAUGCUUUCGUGCCAAAUAUGGAAUUGUUGAAGGAAGUAUACAGAAGACCAGACUCUUCACAAUUAGCAACCCAGUUAUAGGAACUAAAAAUCCUGCUAUUGUGGCAAAGUGGUGUGGCAAGACAUACAAGCAAGAAAAAACAAAAUCUUUGGUAGGAUCUUUAAGCAGUCUGGCCCUCAGCGACAAUGGCCAGUACUUGGCCACUGGAACCAUGGGUGGCAAUGUGUACAUCCUCAUUGCCUUUAGUCUGCAACAACUACAAGUUGUGGAAGAGGCCCACAGCAUGUUUGUGACAGGUUUGGAGUGGCUUCCUACACAGAACAAAGCAUCACAGAUGGUGCGUGGCUACUCGGAUGCCUCCGUCCUCUCCAUCUCCUGUGAUAAUUCUCUCAAAAUUCACCACAUUCCUCGACCAGGUAUGGUGCCAGUCUGGGUUGUUGCCAUCCUUGCUACUGGUGUGCUGUGCUUUGCCUUUUUACUAGCAAACUUUUUAGGGUUGUAGAGCUGUAAAGUUUAAUAUACAUAUUUGUACAUGGUGAUAAUUGGGGGAAAGGGAAAUUAUGACAGCUUUCCUUAGUACAAUGUCAGAAUCAUGAGUCUCAAACACUUUGAGACAUCAGAAGCUAGAGUUUGUGAUUACACUUAAUUAAAAGUAGAGGAAAUUGGAUUUAUUUAUCAGAGUCAUUUAUUAGAGAGUUAUGUAUAUACCCAGCAAUUUAAAACUAAUGUAAAGGUGCAAUAUACCUCAGAUUAGAUUUGUAAAUGUAAGAAUUGUCCUCAGCUUUUAAACAUUCACAAAAAAUGUGGAUUGAUAAUAGUAGUUCAUCUCUCCUAUAUAUAGAGUAUACACACACACACACACACACACACACACACACACACACACACCUUGAGAGAGCAGUGUCUGUGAGAGGUUCAAGUCACUUUGUAUUUCCCAUGCACAAAACUGGGAGAAACACUAUCAUCAUUUCCCAAGAAUUAUUGAAUCUGAAUACAUGGAGAAGAUAUUGGCAUCUCCUGCCUCCCUCACCACACCACACUGUUGGGGUGUUAGGGUCAGUUAAUGACUUGCCAACCUUCUUUCUCUCCAACAUAAAGGAUGACAACAAUUUAAACAGUAGGUGUGGAUGUGGUCACCUGCACCAAGGCUCGGCAUAUAACACCAUAGGUCUGCACCAUUCAAGACAAUGUCUCCUUUCACCCGUUCCUAAGUUCAUCACAUGUACAUUUUCAGUUAGGUCUACCCAAUUUAAGAAUAAACUGUAUAUUAUUGUUAUUACAGUAUUAUUAAUAUUA